Botrytis fragariae is the source of this 1710-nucleotide messenger RNA. Its product is annotated as putative trna modification gtpase mitochondrial precursor protein. The record is from RefSeq and is a predicted model, not a curated record. Gene Ontology annotation, cellular component: mitochondrion; cytoplasm. NCBI's taxonomy places the organism in Eukaryota, Fungi, Ascomycota, Leotiomycetes, Helotiales, Sclerotiniaceae. Gene Ontology annotation, biological process: tRNA methylation; tRNA wobble uridine modification. Gene Ontology annotation, molecular function: protein binding; GTP binding; GTPase activity. Bases 1 to 1710 code for a protein of 569 amino acids. The transcript is spliced from 2 exons.
AUGCUUCGAAGUGUACCUUCAAGGUCCAGGCACUUACGGCACAAUGUCAUUUAUCGCAGACUUCAUAUAAUUCCUAGCCGGAGGGGUUAUUCUUCAUCAGCUCGACCUGCAAUUACCUCAAUAUUCACCGGUCAAUCUAAACAUCUCAGGACCUUUCUACAUACAAAAGCGGAAACUAGAAAUGAGUUUGUAGACGACACAAUAUAUGCGCUUUCCACGGCAUCUGGCAGAGCCGGCAUAGCUAUCAUACGUAUAUCUGGCUCCGCAUGCCUCGAUAUCUAUCAAGGCUUGUGUCCAUCUAAAUCGAUCCCAGCACCACGAUAUGCCGCUGUUAGAACACUGUAUGAACCGGCGAACUCGAUUCCAAACAUUCUCGACUCCGAUGCUUUAGUUCUUUAUUUCCCUGCGCCGAAAACCGUUACUGGUGAAGACGUCCUCGAAUUACAUGUGCAUGGAGGUUCAGCUACAGUCAAAGCAGUUCUAAGCGCAAUUCCACAAUCUACCUCGCCUGCGAAGAUCCGAUAUGCUGAACCUGGAGAGUUCACACGUCGAGCAUUCCAGAAUGAUAGGCUAGACUUGGCGCAAGUGGAAGCAUUGAGUGAUACAUUGUCUGCAGAGACAGAGCAACAAAGGCGCGCUGCUGUGCGAGGAAAUUCUGGGAAGCUUGGUCGCACAUAUGAAGCAUGGCGAGAACAAUUGUUGCAUGCGCGGGGGGAAUUGGAGGCAUUGAUUGAUUUUUCCGAGGACCAACAUUUCGAUGAAUCUCCAGCUGAGCUAUUGUCGAAUGUCACAGCUCAAGUCGAGAUUAUGUUGGAAUUGAUUGCCGCACAUGAGUCAGCAAGUCAUCGGGGUGAAUUACUCAAGAAGGGAAUUAGGAUUGCUCUACUAGGGCCACCCAAUGCCGGCAAAAGUUCCCUACUAAAUCAAAUUGUUGGCAGAGAAGCUUCUAUCGUUAGUCAAGAAGCUGGGACUACUCGAGAUAUUGUCGAGGUUGGUUUAGAUAUUCGUGGGUACCUGUGCACGUUUGCAGAUACAGCCGGUUUAAGAACUCAAGCUUCACAAAUUGGAAGUGUCAAGAGUGACUCGAUAAUCGGGGAUAUAGAGCAAGAGGGCAUUCGAAGAGCAAAAGCAAAGGCAAAUGAGUCAGAUCUUAUCGUUGCCCUCGCCAGUAUAGAGUGGUCAGAUAUUCGGAACGGGUGGGAAAUUCGCUACGAUCAUGAGACAUUCGAGAUAGCGGCUCGAGCCUCGAAAUCCAUGAUCGUUAUUAAUAAAUCUGAUUCAGUAACCCCUGGAAUACUGUCAGAACUUAUAAAUGACUUCAAAAAAUCUCAGAAAGGCAGAUUUGAUCAAUAUCCCGUUCCGUUGAUGUCAAUUUCAUGUAAAAAUGCUCAGGCGUUAACGGAUAAAGGAAGUAUUGGUCAUUUCGUUGACGAGAUGGUAUCUCUUUUCGGCAAUAUGACAUCUCUUCCGACUGAACUUGAGGAUUUACUCGGUGUUACUGAACGUCAGCGCCAGCUUCUCACAGCCUGCUCAGCCCAUCUAUUAGACUUUAUGGAUGAAGCACAAGAGCAUGUCGAUCAUGAACGGGAAGCGGAUAUAGUUUUGGCGGCUGAGCAUCUUAGAUCCGCAGCCAAUUGCUUAUCACGAAUUACAGGUAAGGGUGAAGCUGGUGAUGUUGAAGAAGUUCUAGGCGUAGUUUUUGAAAAGUAA